AUGGCAAGCUCAGCAGAGACCACUUCUGGUCCUCGAAAGACACCAAUCCCUACUCCAGGACCCAACAGUCAGCCUACACCAAGGCCAGAGCUGACCGAGGAGCAAAAGACAAAGUAUGAGGCUCUGCUAGAGCAGGUCAAGGGCUUCACCGAGAUUGAAUGCGAGAAGCAGGCCGACAAGGAGGACAAGUCAGGCCCCAUCACGGAUCACGAGCGCUCAUGGCUUACUCGGGAGUGUCUCCUUCGUUAUCUCCGUGCCACAAAGUGGACUGUCGAUGACUCGGCCAAGCGGCUCAAGGCGACCCUCGCAUGGCGUCGCGAGUACGGCCUGGAGGGCUUCACACCCGAGUACAUUUCUCCCGAGCAGGAGACAGGCAAGCAGAUGAUUGUGGGCUUCGAUCGUCAGGGUAGACCGUGCCAAUACCUGAACCCGGCUAGGCAAAACACCGACACGACUCCCCGUCAGCUUCACCACCUGUUUUACAUGGUGGAGCGAGUGACGGAUCUUAUGCCACCGGGCGUGGAGAUGCUCAGUCUGAUGAUCAAUUUCAAGCCUAGCAAGGAGCGCAAGAACACGAGUGUACCCGUGUCUGUGGCCAGAGAGGUGUUGCAUAUUCUGCAGAACCACUACCCUGAGAGGCUGGGCAAGGCUCUCAUCAUCAACGUACCUUGGAUCGUCUGGGGCUUCUUUAAGAUUAUUACUCCGUUCAUCGACCCCGUGACGCGUGAGAAGCUCAAGUUCAACGAGGACAUGAAGCAGUAUGUUCCCCCGGAGCAGCUGUGGAGCCUCGACUGGGGCGGUGAUAUGGACUUUGAGUACGACCACGAGACGUACUGGCCUGCGCUCAACGAGAUGUGCCGCCAGAAGCGCGAGGACAAGUUCCGUCGGUGGGAGGCCGGUGGUAAGGAGAUUGGUGAGAGUGAGGAUUACCUCGCCGGUGGAACAGACGUGAGCAUCAAGGGUGUCAAAUUUGAGGGUGCCAAGGAUGGUGUCAAAGAGGUUGAGGAGAAGUUGGCGGCGACCAAGUUGGAGGAGCAGCCUGUUGCGGCUUGA
Messenger RNA from Fusarium pseudograminearum CS3096, 1053 nucleotides. RefSeq lists its product as uncharacterized. The transcript is spliced from 2 exons. Lineage: Eukaryota; Fungi; Ascomycota; Sordariomycetes; Hypocreales; Nectriaceae. Gene Ontology annotation, molecular function: phosphatidylinositol transfer activity. Bases 1 to 1053 code for a protein of 350 amino acids. The record is from RefSeq and is a predicted model, not a curated record.